Messenger RNA from Orbicella faveolata, 4462 nucleotides. RefSeq lists its product as uncharacterized. Lineage: Eukaryota; Metazoa; Cnidaria; Anthozoa; Scleractinia; Merulinidae. The record is from RefSeq and is a predicted model, not a curated record.
GGUACCGAACUUUUCGGUGGGUUUGUGUCCCCUGCUUCUUUAAGCCCUUAACCUACUUCAGACCAAAAAUUUGAUAUCUUCGAUAUCAUAUUUAAGACCUGACCCAAUAAUGAAUACCCUAAUUCAGGUCCCUAAAAUAAGUACACCUCUGUAUACAUGACCUCAGCUUAUAUGGAAUGGCUUUGUGGAGAAAAAAAUUAAAAUUAUCGUUGCUUCUAAGAACGUACCCAGUUGAAAUCAUUCCUCAUUUCAGACCAAAAUGUUUUAAACUAAUCCUAUUUGAGGUUCAAAAUUCAUACCUUUUUACGUUUGACAUAUAUACAAAGCUUUUAAAAGGGAGUCCCCCCUCCCCGCUUCCCCGAAGCGAAGAGUUACCAGAAUGCUUUUAAUGUGUUUUUUCCCCGUUUUAUUGUCAAUACGUGAUAAUGUGAGAUAGACAGGCGUGGACUAGAAUAAACAGAAACGACAAUUAGUGAGUACCGUCUCCAUAAAUACCGCGAACGUUUUUAAUUUUGCCCAUUCUAUGCUAAUUACUUUUGCUGCACACAAGUGCUGCCAUGGAUUUUUGGGUAGCUUCUGGAGAAUUUGUCGCCCCUAUUAAGUGCACCAUAUAUCAUAGCAUUCAACUCAGUUGACGUUUGGCAGCAGACUGACGCACUGUGGAGACUAUUAAAAACACCGCCUUUGAGCCGGUCACUUCUUUUAUUCAGUUACGCCCACUGGUUUGGGAGAAUUAUCGCGAUAUAUGGGUCAUCUUCUCACGCCAAAAGCCCAUGAUGGCAUCUUCGACUUUGCGAAUUUCACAGCAUGAGGGAUGCUGGAGGGUGGAAUGGAAGUAAUGCAUAUCCCUAUCAGCUUGCUUCACAGAGGCACGGAUAUCAAGACAGUUUAAUGACAAGAAAAGAAGCUGACGAAGGCUUCUCAAGAGGUGGUCAGCCGCCCCUUUCAAGGAUGCAUUUUCCACCAUUUUCAUCGACAGUGGGACUUGCAUGUGGUUCGUCGCCAUUUAACGAUGCCUUGCCACCGGUGAAUAGCUCGCCAAUUCAUCCGGGUUGGAUGUCACACGAUCCUCAUUACCCACGUUUUCAUGGUGUUCAACCAAUCUUUUUGCCAGUGGAAAGAAGUAAUGUUCAUUUUCAUCGGCCACGCCAUCAACCACCCUCGCCAUGCCACAUGAGCGUCUGUAAUUUCUGUACCUGCAUUAGCUGUUGUGGGAACUCUGCUUUCCCCAAAAGGCCUCGUCUCGAAGGAGAACGAUUGCAGCCUACACUAGAAAAUGGAACGACCACGUCUGUAUUUGAUGCAACGUUGAAGGCUUCCCAGGCACACAAGACAUCGCUCCGCACAACACGCCCUCCACCUCCUCUUGUGAAAACAGUCCAGAAUGGGUCCCAUCACAGAAUAUCUGCAGUACACUGUUCUGGAACCGAAACACCAGAGAUAUCGCACACGAGGAAUAUUUCAGGAAAUGACUUCAAACAUGUUUUAUCUGCAAAUAAUGGGUGCUUAAAAGAUAACAUCAAGUAUGGAGAUGUAAGAAAGUCUUCUAUAGCGCUGAGUAAAGUGCACCCACAGUAUUCCUCCAGGAGACGUUUCGAACCUACUAAGCGUGGCUACAGUAGUGAGGUUGACAAGAAUAACAACACGAAUAGCGAGCAGCAUAAUGAGAUCGAAAAAUAUACUACAUCGUCACACGAUAACAUUCACAAGGAUACAUCUAUGUCAUUGAACCACGCGAAAAAAGAGUGGACUGAGAAACUCCCCAGAUAUAGACAAUCAAAUACAACCGAUACUGAUAAAGAGUCGUACAGAAUGAGAUCAGAAGAACUUCCGGAACAUGUUUCAUCCUCCAAAGCCCGUGAUCAAGCCUUGGACCGUAGGACAACACGAGAACAUGUACAGCAAGAACGUCAAGAACGAUGUUUUGCAAAACCCCAAGAAGAACAUUUUGUGUCUCGGGAUGGGAAUCAGAGCGGCAAAGGCCAAUCGUGUGAUCUGCAGGGGAAACAGCACACAUCGGUUUGCAAGUGUUGUAAUGAACCCCGAAGCCUCCCUGACAUACCUAAGAGGCGGCGGUACAUGCCUCAGAACGACUAUAGACCUGGUGCAGCACCAAGCGAUUACAAAGAAGAAUACCCAAGCGCGAUAAGGGACAAUUUUUAUGAAAACAAUAGAGCAACAAGCAAGAAGUAUGGGAAAUACCCAGCUCUAUCACCAACUGGAUAUCACGAAUGCAGCACAGAGUUACGUAAACACUCUUAUAGCAAUCAACAGUUGACGCCCCCGCCAAGGGAUAAGAUCGCCCUGUGCUGCCCCACAACAAAAGCGGACCAGCAGGAGUGCGGUGAUAGUCCUUUCAAGUUUCAGGCUCCGCAUUUUAAUUUGCCUGAGUCGACCGUUCCGCAACUGCGUCGUGGAAGGCCUCGAACGCGAGGUUUGAAGGACAAAUCCUUGGGUUACGGUGGUGUUCCAAAAUACUGUUCCAAGAGUUGUCAGUCUCUUCCGAGUAAGUCCGUUUCUCCGUGCAACAGCAGCAUGCAAACUAAUGACGAUUAUGUAUUCUCCGGGUCAUCUUGUAUUGACAGAAAUAAUAACAGCACCAGAGCAACGGACGAAAUACCUUAUAAACUAUCUGUAACCAACGAGAAUUCGACAACAAGCGUGAGAAAUUCUGAGCAUGAACAGCAGAUUACGAGGCAACCCGUGGUAUUGGAUCAGCCUAGAAAAACCACGACUCCUGGAGCGCAAUACGAUCGAAAUACAAAUACCAGUGUCACAUCUCCCUUCCAGCGGUACCAACAAUUCUCAAGUGAGAAAACACACAACAUCAAAAACGUUGAUCGGAAUCGAGAUCAGAUGGGCCCAUGGACUCAAUAUCAAGAAGCUUGCCGUAACCGUUGCCACGACUCUCCGUCCGUGUCAAAGGAUGAAACUACCAACGUCGGCAGCUUACCUCAAGGUCCUAAAAGGAAGAGUCUGUGCAGUGAUGAUUCCAAGCUCGUUACGAGUCUCAAUGAGCUCCUGAAACGUAGGACAGACGCUACUGAGAGGCAACAAAGAUCGAACAUUUCAUUUGAUGAAACCCAGAGAAAGGAAGCCAAACUAUUUCAAAAUACAAACGUUCACACCCAAAGCCCACAGUGUCAAGUGGAAAGAAGAGUAGCAACCAUAUAUCAAAGCAAGAGGAACGUAAAAUACGUGGAAGAAGAUCCAAAGCCAACCAACACUGAACGCGACGAAAACCGAAGAAUGGGCAUCACGGCAUUUCCAAACAAAAGAACCGAAGCCCAAAGCUUGCAUAGGCGUGUGGCCGAGGAAGACCCGGGACGCUCAGCGUCUCAUAGGCUUCCUAUACCCAAUCGUGAGGAAACUGAGUCUCGCGAUUUUAAAGCAACGGCCAUUAGCGCCGGAAACCAAGCUUCCUACAGUGUGGAAAACAAAGCUUUAAACGAUCAAGCGACAGACACGUCGAAAACACAACAACCUUGUCGUUCAUCAUGUGCUGUGCCACUUCCACCUGAUGAGAAUGAAUUGGACGACAUGGACAGUGGCUGCGGUGGUUACGCAAUAGACCACAGUUCCCUUCCCAAAAUUGUGGCCGUGCAUUCCAUUGUGAAACGAGAUGAGACCCAAGGAGCAGACCAAUCAAGGCUCUCUGCGGGAGAUAAGAAAUAUUGGAAUGAACUCCUGAAAAAGCUUAAUUCUGAAACGAACAAUUUCAGUGAGGGCAUCGAAUUUCAACAAAGUAAACCGGAAACGACUCCUGAAGUGAGCACGGCAAGCAAUCUCAGGAGCCUCUUAAAAGGAAGCAAGUUUAUCGACGAUCAGAAGCAAAAAGAACCAUCCCAAGAAGACAGGAACUUCACAGUUUCUCCAAGGAAAGAUUCUGUUACGCAGCCGGAAAGUUUAAACGAGGUGAAGAUGAAUGAAAGCAUUUCACACUGGACGAUGUGGGAAUAUCUUUCCACGUCAUCAACCAACGUAACAAUUCACGUCAGGAACCCAAGUGCUCACGCCGAAACUGAGAGGAAGACUCAGUUGCCUCGCAAAAAACCAACAGUCGCAGAGCUGAGCGAGAAAAUUUUGGCUACUCGAGGAAGAAUUCAGAAAGAGACAAUCCCCUGGAAAAAAAAACUCCUCCAUAGCUUGGAAGCGAUAUUCACCAAGAGACUAAGAAAAACGGAAAAGGAAACCGGAGUAAAGGCUAGUAUUUCCUUUGAGGAAGAAAAGGUUAAGGAAGAAUCGAAAGAGAAGAAAAACGGAAAGAAAGAGGGACGUAACAGCCAAGGAGGAAAGGAGAAGAUUUCUGCACCUCGCCAAAAGCAAACUAUAAAAAAGAAACUAUAAAGUUUGACUUAACUUAUAAGGCUUAAACUGUGCUAAAGGAGUUAUGUCAUGGACACGUAUGGUACGUUUUGUAUUGUUGAAGGUCUUCAUUCAAAAUGCUUCUGAACCUUUUCAA